UACGAGUAUAACACAAUACUGCUUUCAAAUUACACUUGAAACGAGGCCGCCUAAUUGCUUGCCCGCCGACCGCCUUUGCCGGAGAGAGAGAGAGAGACAUGGGGACGUCGGUGCAGGUGACCCCGCUGUGCGGAGUGUACAACGAGAACCCGCUGUCGUACUUAGUCUCCAUCGACGGCUUCAACUUCCUCAUCGACUGUGGCUGGAGCGACCACUUCGACCCUACCAUCCUGCAACCCCUCUCCAAGGUAGCAUCAACAAUAGAUGCUGUGUUGCUGUCCUAUCCAGAUACGCUUCACCUUGGUGCCUUGCCAUAUGCCGUGAAACAGCUUGGCCUCUCCGCUCCGGUUUAUGCCACGGAGCCUGCCUACAGAUUAGGUCUCCUCACAAUGUACGAUCAGUUUCUCUCACGGAAGCAAGUAUCAGAUUUUGAUCUGUUUACUUUAGAUGACAUUGACUCUGCUUUCCAAAAGGUGACCAGACUAACCUACUCUCAGAACCAUCAUCUGUCUGGCAAAGGGGAGGGAAUCGUAAUUGCUCCUCAUGUGGCUGGGCAUCUGUUGGGAGGUACUGUAUGGAAGAUAACAAAGGAUGGUGAGGAUGUUAUAUAUGCUGUUGACUUAAAUCAUCGCAAAGAAAGGCAUUUAAAUGGUACUGUUCUAGCAUCUUUUGUGCGGCCGGCUGUUCUAAUAACAGAUGCUUAUAAUGCUCUGAACAAUCAGCCUUAUAGGCGUGGUGACAAGGAGAAUGAAUUUGGAGAAACUAUAAAGAAAACGCUAGGUGCUGGUGGAAAUGUACUCCUACCUGUAGACACGGCUGGGCGAGUAUUUGAACUUAUUUUGAUAUUGGAACAGUAUUGGACGGAUAAAAGUUUGAACUAUCCCAUCUUCUUUCUCACAUAUGUUGCAUCUAGUACCAUAGAUUAUGUCAAGAGUUUCCUUGAGUGGAUGAGUGAUUCCAUUGCAAAGUCUUUUGAACAAAAUCGUGAAAAUCCCUUUCUUCUGAAGAAUGUCACGUUUAUAAUUAACAAGAGCGAACUUGAUAAUGCUCCAGAUGGUCCAAAGGUUGUUAUAGCAUCCAUGGCCAGUUUGGAAGUUGGUUUUUCUCAUGAUAUUUUCGUUGAAUGGGUGUCCGAUGCCAAGAAUCUUGUGCUCUUUACGGAAAGAGGCCAGUUUGCUACAUUAGCUCGUUUACUCCAGGCAGAUCCACCUCCAAAAGCUGUUAAAGUCGCCAUGUCCAAGAGGGUUCCUUUGGUUGGAGAGGAGCUAAUUGCUUAUGAAGAAGAGCAAAACCGAAUAAAAAAGGAGGAAACUUUAAAAGCUACUCUCAUCAAAGAGGAGGCAAAAGCAUCUCAUGGGGCUGAUAUUGAUGCAAGUGAUCCAAUGGUUGUUGACGUUAGCAACACUCAUGCUUUGCCAGAUGUGGCUGGUCCACAUGGUGUUGGAUACCGGGACAUAUUAAUCGAUGGGUUUCUUCCUUCAUCCACCAGUGUUGCCCCGAUGUUUCCCUUUUAUGAAAAUACUUUUGAGUGGGAUGAUUUUGGUGAAGUCAUAAAUCCUGAUGAUUAUGUAAUCAAGGACGAAGACAUGGACCAAACAGGAAUGCAUGUUGGUGGCUAUUUAGAUGGAAAAUUUGAUGAAGGAUCUGCCAGUAUGAUACUUGAUACAAAACCUUCAAAAGUCGUGUCUAAUGAGUUAACAGUGCAAGUGAAGUGUUUAUUGAUUUAUAUGGACUUUGAGGGCCGUUCUGAUGGGCGUUCUAUUAAAUCCAUUCUCUCCCAUGUGGCUCCCCUGAAGCUUGUUCUGGUGCAUGGAUCAGCCGAAGCCACAGAACAUUUGAAGCAACACUGCUUGAAACACGUUUGCCCUCACGUGUAUGCUCCCCAUAUCGAGGAAACAAUUGAUGUUACCUCUGAUUUGUCUGCUUAUAAGGUACAACUUUCUGAAAAGCUGAUGAGUAAUGUGCUCUUUAAGAAGCUUGGAGACCAUGAAAUAGCUUGGGUAGAUGCUGAAGUAGCGCAGACAGAGAGUGGCAUGCUCUCUUUAAAUCCCUGUUCAGCUGCAGCUCCAACGCAUAAAUCUAUUCUUGUUGGUGAUCUAAAAAUGGCGGAUUUCAAGCAGUUUCUCGCCAGUAAGGGCAUCCAGGUUGAAUUUGCUGGUGGAGCCUUGCGAUGUGGUGAGUAUGUGACGCUACGUAAGGUUGGGGAUGCGAGCCAGAAAGGUGGUGGUGCUUCUGGCCCUCAGCAAGUUCUCAUUGAAGGCCCCUUAUGUGAGGAUUAUUAUAAGAUCCGUGAUUAUCUGUAUUCACAGUUUUUUUUGCUUUAAGUCUUCAUUUAACACCUGUUAUCCCAUUUGGUUAAAGCCUUUAUCGGAAAUGGGAGGUACUUCUUGUAAGUGGAGAAACUUAAUAAUUUCCAAGUAUUUAGAAGCCUUUAGUCGCUCA
This is a messenger RNA of Alnus glutinosa, 2442 nucleotides long. RefSeq names its product cleavage and polyadenylation specificity factor subunit 2. Lineage: Eukaryota; Viridiplantae; Streptophyta; Magnoliopsida; Fagales; Betulaceae. Gene Ontology annotation, cellular component: mRNA cleavage and polyadenylation specificity factor complex. The coding region runs from base 99 to 2324 and encodes 741 amino acids. The transcript is spliced from 18 exons. Gene Ontology annotation, molecular function: RNA binding. Gene Ontology annotation, biological process: mRNA 3'-end processing by stem-loop binding and cleavage. The record is from RefSeq and is a predicted model, not a curated record.